Messenger RNA from Rubroshorea leprosula, 1745 nucleotides. Lineage: Eukaryota; Viridiplantae; Streptophyta; Magnoliopsida; Malvales; Dipterocarpaceae. The record is from the annotation of a GenBank genome assembly.
CCUGCAGGUUGACCUAACAGAAUAUGUGGAGAAGCAUGAAUUUGUUUUUGAUGCUGUUCUCAAUGAGGAAGUCUCAAAUGAUGAGGUAUAUCGUGAAACUGUGGAGCCUAUAGUUCCUAUAAUUUUUCAGCGCACCAAAGCGACCUGUUUUGCGUAUGGGCAAACAGGAAGUGGGAAAACAUAUACAAUGAAGCCAUUGCCUCUUAAAGCUUCUCGUGAUAUCUUGAGGUUGAUGCACCAUACUUAUAGGAACCAAGGAUUUCAGUUGUUUGUCAGCUUUUUUGAGAUAUAUGGAGGAAAAUUGUUUGACCUCCUCAGUGACAGGAAAAAACUUUGUAUGAGAGAGGAUGGUAAGCAGCAAGUUUGCAUUGUGGGUUUGCAAGAGUACAGAGUAUCAGACGUAGAGACAAUUAGGGAGCUUAUUGAGAAAGGCAAUGCCACAAGAAGUACCGGCACCACUGGUGCAAAUGAAGAAUCCUCCCGUUCCCAUGCCAUUCUUCAGCUUGCCAUCAAGAGAUCUGUUGAUGGCAAUGAAUCAAAGCCCCCCCGUGUUGUUGGCAAGCUCUCCUUUAUAGAUCUGGCUGGAAGUGAGCGUGGUGCAGAUACUACAGAUAAUGAUAAGCAGACCAGAAUGGAAGGUGCAGAGAUCAACAAGAGCUUGCUUGCGUUGAAGGAGUGUAUAAGAGCUCUUGACAAUGAUCAAGGUCACAUUCCUUUCAGAGGCAGCAAAUUGACUGAGGUUCUGAGGGAUUCAUUUAUGGGCAAUUCACGCACUGUUAUGAUAUCAUGCAUUUCACCAGGCUCUGGGUCGUGUGAGCACACUUUGAACACUCUAAGAUAUGCUGAUAGGGUAAAGAGCCUUUCAAAAGGAAAUAACACAAAGAAGGAUGUGUUGUCUUCGACCUUAAACUUGAAAGAAUCAACCAAAUUGCCUUUAUCUUCUGUUUUACAAACUGCUUCCACUGUGGAGGAUGAUAUAACUGACACAUGGCCUGAACAAGAUGAAAGAGAUGAUUUUGAUGCAUCAGAAGAUUCUUAUGAACCAGAGAAACCGAUGUGGAAGAAAAAUGGGAAGCUAGAUCCAUACAGCUUUUCUUCUUCAGAGGACAAAGUAUGGAAACCCAAUAGUCAGACAAAAUGGAACGACCUGCCAAAAUCUGAUCUGAGAAAUUCAAGUUCAGAUGAUGAUCUGAAUGCUCUGCUUCAGGAAGAAGAGGAUCUUGUAAAUGCUCAUCGAAAGCAAGUGGAGGAGACUAUGAAUAUUGUCAGAGAGGAGAUGAACCUAUUGGUCGAAGCAGAUCAACCCGGGAACCAGCUGGAUGAUUAUAUUUCUAGACUGAAUGCUAUUCUUUCUCAGAAGGCUGCAGGCAUUGUGCAAUUACAAACUCAUCUGGCUAACUUUCAAAGACGUUUAAAGGAGCAUAAUGUUCUAGUAUCUUCUUCAGGCUAUUAAUAACUUACAGAGAUGGCAACGCAUACAGAAAGUCAAAUUUCAAAAACUCAUUUCAGAAUACAUAUCAAGAUUGUUGGACUGAUUCAGGGUUUAGUUCUCAUGUAACUCGUGUAAUCUUUAUUACACAUGAGGAGCUGGAGAUUGCCUUGGAUGACGGUCUGUGUAUUACAUGAUACUAUUCUUUCUAUUUCUUUCAUUUCUUGAACAUGUUAUAGGCAGAUGUUGGAUUCAUGCCUUUUGGCAUGCUAUUGUAAAUUUUUCUGCAGCAUUGUAAUUUGAUACAUUUAUAUUG